This is a messenger RNA of Ostrea edulis (European flat oyster), 2836 nucleotides long. RefSeq names its product zinc finger protein 236-like. The record is from RefSeq and is a predicted model, not a curated record. Lineage: Eukaryota; Metazoa; Mollusca; Bivalvia; Ostreida; Ostreidae. Gene Ontology annotation, cellular component: nucleus. The transcript has 5 exons. Gene Ontology annotation, biological process: regulation of transcription by RNA polymerase II. The coding region runs from base 194 to 2701 and encodes 835 amino acids. Gene Ontology annotation, molecular function: sequence-specific DNA binding; DNA-binding transcription factor activity, RNA polymerase II-specific.
UGUAUUUCUGGAAAUUUGAUCGGGUUCGGACUGUAAAGUGAAGCCAUCACAGACGUAUGACCUUCACCUGCACAUAUCCCAGAAUCAAACGUGUUAUUUGUGGAUUUUUAAUGUUUAUUUUUUCAGUCAUUAUGUAUGUCAUACAGCAUACGAAGGUGCAAGAAAACAUUAAACAACCAGAUCUAGGAUCUUUAUGAAGAUACCCCAGGUUUUCCACGAUAUUUUGAUGAUGGAGGGUGCUGAGAUUGACUUGGGGGAUUACAUGGACGUAGUUACCACCUACCAGUGUAAGUUCUGUAGCCAUAGGUGUCAAACCGUGAAAGACAUGGCUACACAUGUUCAACAGGACCAUCUUCCAAUAGCACCCAAAAAAGAAACUCCUCAGAUAACAAAAAAUGUGGGUACAGGAGAAGAAAUGGAAAAUGUCAUGAUAUCCCAAGUUGACCAGCUGGACACCCAAGACAAAGCUCCUUCUGAUAGAAUACUGAGUGAAAUAGAUGGUGAAAACAUAGACUUGAAGCUAGGCACUACUGAAACUGUUGCACAGAGUAUUGAGAACCUGAAAAGUGCUAAUCCUACAAUGGAAGAAGACUUUGUCCAUGAAACAAGUCAUAAACUGACCUUUGACAUAGAUGGUAAGAUUGUGGAAUUAUCUCUUGCUAAUGGAAACUUGGAAAAUAUAGAUCAACCAAUUAUCAUGAAAAGUGAUGUACAGGAACUAGAAGUAUUGGAUUCUGCAGGAAAUUUUGUUACUAGUGAUGCAGGGACAUCUACUGUAGACUCGCAACCAAUUACAAAAGAAUUGUUCCUUUGUGGUCAAUGUAACACUGGCUUCACUAGCAUGGAAGAAUGUCAAGGUCACAUGUAUAAAGAUCACAAUGUAACAUUGGACGACGGGAAAGUGAGUGUAGGUACACAAGUGGAGACUUCACGGAGGAAGUCUCAGAGACAAUUGCAAAAUGAUUCUGAGGAUGUGAAAGCUACAGAUUUAAAUGACUCAGAUGUAGAAUGGACAAUGGAAUCGGAAACCCAGUAUAUCAGUAAAGGAAGUCGUACCCGGAGCAAAAUUUGUCCUCCCAAGGCCCUUAAAAAUGACUACUACCUCGGAAAAACAAGAGCAAGUGAUUCAAGUAAGGUUGAACAUACUACCAAUGCCAGACAAUCCAAACGUGUCACAAGUUACCAAAAGAAAUGUAGAAAACCAAGCUGUAAUGCCAAGUUUCUGACCAAUGAAGCCUUAGAGAUGCACCUGAAAUGUCACACAGAUAAGCCCAAUGUUUUUACUUGUCCCGAGUGCCAACAAAGACAAACCAGGUGGCGUCUCUUGCGCUUACACUUGUGGAAGGUUCACCAGAUAGACACAGACUUGUUGAUCUGUGAUCAAUGUGACUAUAAGACUGAUACUGCUAGCAGACUGAAGGUUCAUCAGGAGAUACACAGUAAGGACAAGCCCUACAGUUGUAACAUAUGUGGAAAGCACUUCCGACAGCUUGCCCAAAUGAGAAACCAUCAGAUGCUACACAAUGGUAACAAAUGUGACAGUGAGCAGGAAUGUGAUAUCUGUAAUCGCAAGUUUGUGAGCAAGAAGUGUCUACAGGUCCACAUUCAGGUUGUGCAUGGAAACCACAAACCUUUCUCCUGCACCGUGUGUGAAUACACUACUGCCCGGAAGGCUCAGCUGGAACUGCACAUGAGAACCCACACCCAGGAAAAACCAUUCAAGUGUGAUGUGUGCUACUAUGCAUCCUCGGAUCACAACUCUUUGAGACGCCACAAAAUGCGACACACUGGACAGAAACCUUACAAGUGUCCCCACUGUCCCUACUCCUGUAUACAAGCCAUUUGUUUCAAAGCUCACAUGAAAAACAAACAUUUUGGUGCUCAUGGAAUCUUCUGUUGUGAAUUAUGUGCAUACAAGUCAGUAAAUGAAAAAAAGUACCUAGAUCAUGUGCGGGAUCACAAAAAUGGUCUCAUUCCUACUACCUCAAUCGUGAAGAAAAAAUCUGAAAAUGUGACAUUUGCACCUAGAAUUCAAAAUAUCAAUCAAAGUGUUCCACAUAUUGAGAUAGUCAGUGCUGGUGAACAGACACCCGUUAGUGUUGUUGGUGGCAAUGUGGAGAAUCAAGGCAAUCAGAUCCAGAUGCAUGUGGAGAUGUCAGAAUCAGGGGAGAGAACCAUAAGAGAGGAGGAUCUUCAGCGACUGAUGAGAGAAGGACUGGUAACAUCAGACAUCACACAGCUAAUCUCUUGUGCUAUGAAUGCCAUUUCUCAGGAGAAUUCUAUCCAAAGUGCAGAUGGCCAGGUGCCAUCUGUUCCAAAUUCUGGACGUUCUACCACUCACAUGAUAACCUUUCAUCUCCCUCCUUCCCAAACCAAUACAGUUCAGCAGCAAGAUCAGAACAUUAUCAGCAUAGAUGCUUUGUCUAGUGGAAAAGAAGAGAAAAAAGAGGCUGCAGUGUAUUUUGCAGACAAUCAAGGGUUACUACUGAACACCAGCGAUAUUCAGCUACAGCAGGAAGGUGAUGCCAGCUCUGUGUUAUUAAACAUUCAGGGAACUACUGUACCGGUUAAUCUAAUCCAAAUUGCUGCCAAUGAGGCAGAGGUCACCCAGAGCGCUACCAUACAGGACUUGGCUCAGAUUAGUUGUCUUGUGAAGGACUCUGUGUAUAAUAACACAACCAUGUACAAUAGUAUAGAGUGAUGAUUUCAGGACAAUACACUAUAUAAAUGAAUAUAUAAUAACACGAAAGCCUUUCGAACUCAUUUUUGUAGGGGGGAAAGGUUUUCUCAUAAAAACACAUAAUUAUGUGGAAAUAGAUUAUAAAAGCAAUUCAAA